Plasmodium relictum is the source of this 1917-nucleotide messenger RNA. RefSeq names its product N-glycosylase/DNA lyase, putative (gene OGG1). Gene Ontology annotation, biological process: base-excision repair, AP site formation; base-excision repair; nucleotide-excision repair. The transcript has a single exon. NCBI's taxonomy places the organism in Eukaryota, Apicomplexa, Aconoidasida, Haemosporida, Plasmodiidae. Gene Ontology annotation, molecular function: 8-oxo-7,8-dihydroguanine DNA N-glycosylase activity; damaged DNA binding. Gene Ontology annotation, cellular component: nucleus. The coding region runs from base 1 to 1917 and encodes 638 amino acids. The record is from RefSeq and is a predicted model, not a curated record.
AUGAAAAUUUAUCAUAUUUUUUUGAUUUUAGCAAUAAAUUAUAUAUAUAUUUGCAAAUAUAUUAACAAAAAUAAUCAAAAAACAUUAAAUAAAAUAAGUAGUACCCAUGAAAAGAAAUACAAUUUAAAAAUUGAAAAAAUGACGAAAAAAAAUUCCUUUAAAAUUAAAAAAGAAAAUAUUAUGAAUAGAAAAAUUUUAAACCCCCAAAUUAAUAGCUAUACAUUUUUAAAUAAUAUUAAAAUUGCUAAAAAAAAUAAAUUAGUUAAGAUUAGUGAUAAUAAUUUACUGAAAAGGAAGAUAAAAGAAGAGGAGAUAUAUACAUUUCAAGAAAAAAACAAUGAAGCAAAAAAUGUAUAUGAAUCAAAAGACUUAUACUAUGUAAUAAAAAAUUAUGAAAAAAAUUGGUAUACCUUAAAUGUUACUAAAAACGAUUUACAGUUAAUGUACUGUUUCCUGAUAGGACAGGAAUUUUGUUUUAGUGAAGUUGAAUGCAACACGUACAUUGGAUUAAUAAAUAAUAAAAUAUUUUUAUUUAAAGAAACGGAAAAUAAUAUUUUGUAUCAAUGCCUAUAUGAUAAUAAAAUUAAUUUACUUAGGAAAAGAAUUAAUAUGAAAACAUUAAACCAUUUCAAUAAUGACAGAGAUAAUAAAUAUGAAAAGGAACUGCAAGAUUUUUUUAAUUUACAAUUUCCUUUAGAAAAAAAUAUAGAAACAUGGAAAAAAAAAGAUAAAAGGAUGAAUGAAAUAUCUGAUAAAAUAAGGGGGCUAAGAAUAUUAAAAGCAGAUCCAAUUGAAUCUUUUUUCGCUUUUAUAUGUUCAACUAAUAAUAAUAUACCAAGAAUAACAUUGAUGAUUGAUUGCUUGAGAAGGCGUUAUGGAAUAUUUCUUGCUACAGUAAUUUUUCAAAAUAAUGAUAUAAUUAUAAAGACUAGAAAAGAAAUGGAAUACAAAAAUGGUAAGAUUGAAAUAAAUUCAGAUGUAAAAAAAAUAUAUUACGAAAAUAUAAAAAUAAAAAAAGAGAAUUAUGAGAAUUUAAAGAAAAAUAUGGAGACAGAGAAUGAUAAAAAUAUAAAUAAGCAUAUUACAAAUUAUAGCUAUAAAAGCAUAAAAGAAAAUGUUAAAACUGAAAAUGAUGAACAUAUAAAUAUAAACAUAAAAAAAAAUAGUUGCAAAAGUAUAAAAAAAAAUAUAGAAAUAGAAAGUGAUAAAUAUAUAAAGAAUGAUGUGCAAAGUGGGAAAGAUGAAUUUGUAUACGAUGAUAAUAAAAUAUUUUAUGAAAAUAUAAAAAAAAAAAUAAAAGAAGAAAGAAAAAUGAAAAUUUUUGACUUUUACGAAUUUCCCAAAAUCGAAAUUUUAUCUAAAUUAAAAGAAGAAGAUUUAAGAAGUUUAGGAUUUGGUUACAGAAGUAACUAUGUUAUAGAAAGUGCAAAAAUGUUAACAAAAAUGGGAAAUGAGAAAUGGAUAGAAGAUUUAAGAAAAGAAGAAAAAACUAAAAAUUGCAUAGAUAAAUUAAUGAAAUUUCCUGGUAUAGGCUUAAAAGUAGCUAACUGUAUUUGCCUUUUUGGGUUAAAUAAAUUUGAUUGUAUACCCAUAGAUACUCAUAUUUAUGAUAUUAUUUAUAAAUAUUAUAAUAACUUAAUAGAAAAUAUAGAUAAAAAUGAUUUACAUGUAAAUAAAAACACAAAAGAAAAAGCAAAUAAUAUACAAAUAAAAAAUCCACAAAUUUUAAAUAAUGUAAAUAAAAAUAAUAAAAAAAAUUGUUUACAAAAUGUAAAACAAAAAAAAAAAGCUUUAACGAAAUCAUUAUAUAUAAAAUUAUUUACAAAACUCAAAAAUAUAUUUGGCCCUAAUUGUGGAUGGGCACAAACAAUUCUUUUUGUAUCUGAAUUAAAAAAAUUUGACCAUUUAUUUGAAUGA